UGGAGUGCUCUAGAGACAUCUCCCUGUUGCUAGAAGCCACCCAGUGCCACCACCACCACAUUGACCGCUCAAAAUUGCAUCAGACGUAGUACGCCAAGAAAGUUCCGGAUGUUUCUAUACACUAGCGGCGACACGUAUAAAUAGCUGGCACAGAGGGCCGGCACUCGCAAUUCAACAAAAGCCCAGCAAGAUAGCACCUCACAUACUGAGAGAGCUAGCAAGAGAAAUUUCAACAGUUUAAGUGAAGAUUUCAUCAGAAUGCGUUCCCUACCGAUGUUCCUACGCAUGGCCGAGGAGAUGUCCAGGAUGCCACGCCUGUCGCCUUUCCAGGCCUUCUUCCACGAGCCGCCCGUUUGGAGCGUGGCUCUGCCCCGCAACUGGCAGCAGAUCGCCCGCUGGCAGGAGCGGGAGUUCGCUCCCCCGGCCACCGUCACCAAGGAGGGCUACCGGCUGACUCUGGACGUGAAGGACUACAACGAGCUGAAGGUGAAGGUGCUGGACGAGAGCAUUGUCCUGGUCGAGGGCAAGGCCGAGCAGCAGGAGGAGGGCGAUGCCGGAGGCUACAGCUCGCGGCAUUUCAUGCGGCGCUUCGUUCUGCCGCAGGGAUACGAGGCCGACAAGGUCACCUCCAGCCUGAGCAGCGAUGGUGUUCUAACGAUCAGUGUGCCCAAUCCUCCAGCUGUACAAGAGGCCCUCAAGGAGCGUGUGGUCCCCAUCGAGCAGACUGGCGCUCCGGCCGGGAAGGCCGCUGGCCAGGUGGAGGAGGAAAGCACAGAAACCAGCAAGCAGUAGGGCGACCCAAUGCUCUAUGGAAGGAGAUGACUCCUGACUGAAGUGAAUUGAAAGCUAGUGAUCCCUUUUAACCUAUGACCUACUCCAUAUGUUAGCCCUACAAGUACUCCCUUAGUUUAAAUACGGAAAUACAUACAAGAUAAUGAUAAACGAA
This is a messenger RNA of Drosophila miranda, 946 nucleotides long. RefSeq names its product heat shock protein 22. Gene Ontology annotation, molecular function: protein folding chaperone. The coding region runs from base 259 to 792 and encodes 177 amino acids. The record is from RefSeq and is a predicted model, not a curated record. Lineage: Eukaryota; Metazoa; Arthropoda; Insecta; Diptera; Drosophilidae. The transcript has a single exon. Gene Ontology annotation, biological process: protein refolding; response to heat.